GGACUGAUUUUUCGUGUAACAUUCCAAUCUGAACGAAUGGCGUGUCGCGCAUCACCAACGGCAAAACACGAGUUUGUAACGGGCCACUCCUCAUCAUUCAUGAGUUAUUACACAAUGCUCGUUUUCAACGUUGUUUUUUAGUAUUAUUCUUCGUCACACGUUACGCGGUGAUGCUUAUCGUGCGCAGCUGUCUGUGAUACGUGAUCUCGAUCAGUUCAGCCAAUAAAUUGUGACCCUAAGAAAAAUGCUGAUCUGGAUUCUUUUGUCAUUCCUGGCUUUUGGAGAUGGCCAGUUCACCCAAGAACCUACUGAAUCUACUUCUAGACUUCCAUGGAAUCGAUAUGACGACAGGGAUCAGAACACAGGUUUUGGAUACUAUGGAAAUCCCUAUGGUUCAAAUGAAAAUGUCAUAAUUCAAGAAUCCAUGUACUUUGUAGUAGCAUCUCGCAUGGUCAGACCUGGUCAAGUGUACCGAAUUGCUGUGAACAUCCUUCGCAGUCGACUACCCAUGGUAGUACGUUCAUCUAUACAACGCAAUGGUGUGGAAAUUGCAACAGACCAUCAGGAAGUGAAAGAGGGCAUACCAGAAACCCUAAUGAUGCGUAUGCCAUCUACUUCUGUAGGUGGUGACUAUAACCUACGUGUAGAAGGACUAUAUAAUAAUUUGAAGGGUGGUCAAGCCUUUUUGAAUGAAACCAAGCUGAUAUUCUCUCAACGUUCCAUGACCAUCUUCAUACAAUUAAACAAGCCAGUGUACAUGCAGGGCGAGACAAUACGAUUCAGGACAAUUCCCAUAGACACUGAGCUGAAAGCCUACAAUAAUCCUGUCGAUGUAUACAUGCUGGACCCGAAUAGACGAAUCAUGAGAAGAUGGCUCAGCAGACAGAGCAAUCUCGGCACUGUGUCGCUGUCGUAUCAGCUGUCCGAUCAGCCAGUAUUUGGCGAAUGGAUCGUGCAGGUGAUCGCGCAGAAUCAAGUGGAAGAGAAGAAGUUCAUCGUAGAGGAAUAUUACCAAACGCGCUUUGAGGUAAACGUAACGAUGCCGGCGUUCUUCUUCGACAACGACCCCUACAUCUAUGGUAUUGUCCAGGCGAAUUACACGUCUGGCGCGCCAGUAAGAGGUAACUUGACCCUGAAAGCCAGUUUCAAACCGCUAGAGAGAACACGCAAUCCCGCUAUUGCGAUCGAACCAAUCGAGAGAUAUUUCAGCUUCAAUGAGUACUAUCCGUCUUGGUUCAGAUCGCUCAAUCUGUAUGAAGAGAACAUACCCGUCCUGAGAUUUUUUAACGGCACGUACUACUUCCGGUAUCCCAUGAGUGAACUGUUGAAUUUUGCGACGUCCAUCGACGGCAUGGAGGUCACUGUGGUCGCGACGGUAGGCGAGAGAUUCUUGGACGAGGUGAUUGUCGGCUAUGCCACAGCGAGAAUCUUCAAUUCCACUACGAAGGUGCGCUUUCUCGGCGGCAGUCCGCAGGUUUUCAAGCCGGCGAUGCCUUUCACACUGAACCUGGUCGCAUCUUUCCACGACGACUCGCCGUUGCGUCCCACGCAGCUCAGGGACGCUGUGAUGGAGAUCCAUGCGGACGUUGAAUCGCGCAGCGGCGGACGUCGCACUAUCGGCAACCAGUACCUCAGAUCAUCUCCGGAGCACGAGGGCAUCUGGUCCAUAAAGAUGGAUCUAAGAAAGCAGCUCGGACUGGAAAACGACAUUGAUCGCGCCCAUCAAGUACUGAACGACAUCACCUCUAUGAGGGUAUUCGCGCAUAUCACCGACGGCGAGGGCUACAGAGCGCAAGCCGAGCUGCUGAUGCUCGUUCAUGAGUCGCCGAAUUUACAGCACAUCAAGAUCUCGACGUCCACCGAGAAUCCUAAAGUCGGCGAAUAUAUGGUGUUUCACGUACAGACCAACUUCCAUAUUGAGACCUUCAACUAUCUCAUCAUGUCAAAGGGUAUAAUACUGUUGACUGGAGAGGACAACAUGCAGCACAGCAUCACGACCUUCGCUAUUCCUCUGAGUUCCGAGAUGGCUCCAGUCGCGACCGUCUUGGUAUACUAUCUGGGUCUUCAUGGCGAGGUGGUGGCGGACUCGCUGACGUUCCCUGUGAACGGUAUUUCGCGCAAUAACUUCACCGUGUUCAUCAACAACAAGAAGGCGAGGACAGGGGAACGCGUUGAGGUGGCAAUCUACGGCGAACCCGGCGCAUACGUCGGACUAUCAGGCAUCGACCGUUCCUUUUACACCAUGCAAGCUGGCAACGAAUUGACGUACGCAAAUGUCAUUACUAAGAUGGCACACUUUGACGAGGAGACUAACGGCACCCACUCGCACAGUUGGCAGUAUCAUGACGGUGACCCGGACGAGGUCGUGUACUACCCGUCGUCCACCUUCGGCAUCGACGUCAAUCGCACGUUCGAAUACAUCGGCCUGGUGGUCUUCACAGACGCGAUUAUAUAUCGUAGAUCUGAUCUCUGUAAUCAAACUCAAGGAUACGGCGAGUGUCUGUCCGGUCGAUGCUAUCGGCUGGAGAAGAAAUGUGACGGUGUGUUCGACUGUGAGGACGGUUCAGACGAGGUGCGCUGUGUUGAACGGAAUGCCACCGAAUUGGCGUUGUUCCGCAAGUGGCGGUUCAACCGGAUUCAACGGCACUAUGAAAACAUCUGGCUGUGGAAGGACAUCAAUAUCGGUCCGCACGGCAGGCAGAUCUUCAACAUCGAUGUGCCCCGUAGGCCGGUUCAUUGGAUGAUAACUGCGUUCAGUAUGUCACCCAGUAUCGGUUUCGGUAUGCUGACAAAGGCGCUCGAGUACACCGGUGUAUUGCCGUUCUACAUAAACGUGGAAAUGCCAACUCGCAGCAGACAAGGCGAACAGAUCGGCAUCCGAGUGUCUGUCUUCAAUUACAUGUGCUACAACAUUGAGGCGACGGUGAUUUUAGAAGGCUCCAAGGAUUACAAAUUUAUUCAUGUUGAGGACAACGGUAUUGUGCAGUCGUAUAAGCCGCGCACCUCCUUUGGCGAGCACCAAUUCUUCAUCUGGAUACCCGCGCAGGACGCUUCCAUUGUCUACCUACCUAUCGUGCCAGUGAGACUCGGGGACAUUCAGAUUCGCGUGCACGCAAACACCCUGAUCGGCAGAGACUCGGUGACUCGCACAUUGCACGUGGAGGCUGACGGAGUGCCGCAGUAUCGGCACGAGUCGAUCCUGUUGGAUCUCAGCAAUCGCGCUUACGUGUUCCAAUAUAUGCACGUCAACGUCACGGAGACGCCUAUUAUACCGUACGACGAGAACCGUUACUACGUGUUCGGUUCUAACAAGGCGACCAUCAGUUUAGUGGGUGACGUAGUGGGGCCAAUCUUCCCGACGAUGCCGGUGAACGCGACGAGUCUCUUGAAUCUGCCCAUGGACUGUGCCGAACAGAACAUGUUCAGCUUUGCCGCCAACAUGUACACCACUCUGUACAUGCGCUUAAUCAACCAGCGCAAUCGCACACUAGAGAAGGAGAGUUUCUAUCAUAUGAACAUCGGUUAUCAACGACAAUUGUCGUUCAUGAAUCUCGAUGGAUCGUUUAGCUUCUUCCGCACCGACUGGAAUCAAUCAAUGCCGAGUGUCUGGCUUACGGCGUUCUGUGCGCGAAUCUUUCAAGAGGCCAGCUUCUACGAGUGGGAAAAUUAUCUGUACAUCGACCCCGAUGUGAUCGUGCAGGCGAUCUCGUGGAUACUUAAGCACCAGACGCCGGAGGGUGCGUUCUAUGAGGUGACCUGGUUGCCAGACCGAAAAAUGAACAGCACACUAUUUAUGAGGGAGGACUCGACCCGUUUCAGGAACAUCAGUCUCACAGCGCACGUACUUAUCACGCUUCAGAGUGUCAAAGAUCUUACUGGUGGUCUAGGUUCUCAGGUGGCCUUGAGCGCGGCCAACGCCGUCAAAUGGCUCGAACAAAACUUGAAAGUACUAGAAAUGGAAAGCAACCCCUACGAGAUAGCCAUAACGGCUUACGCACUCUUGGUGUCGAAGGCCUCGAUCGCUGAGCAAGUCUUUCAUAUUCUAAUGAAUCAUAAGCAUUCGGAAGACGGACUAAUGUAUUGGGGUAGAGAAUAUAUACCAGUUCCAAACUUCAAGACGGAGAAUCAAAAACCCUUUUUACUGCCGCGUUUACCCUACACAUAUGAUGCAGAGAAUAUAGAAACAACCGCGUACGGCCUGCUCGUACUUGUCGCCAGGCAUGAGCUCCAACUAGAGCCAAUAGUGAAAUGGUUAAACGCGCAGAGAUUGACGGACGGCGGGUGGGCUUCCACACAGGAUACCGUUUGGGCUAUGAAGGCGUUGAUGGAAUACACCGUAAGGUCGAGGAUCAGAGAUGUGAGUUCGCUCACGGUGACGGUAGAGGCCACCUCUCUGCAUGGAGAGAUAAAAACGCUGGUUGUGAAUAACAAUAAUCUGGCGAAACUUCAAACCAUCGAGAUACCGGAAGCAUGGGGAACCGUGAAGGUGCAGGCGAAGGGCGCAGGCUACGCUAUACUGCAGAUGAGCGUGCAGUACAACGUGGAUAUCCAGAAAUUCCAGACAAAGCCGCCGGUCAAAGCCUUCGAUCUAGUCACCAGAGCGAAUUUCCACGGCAGAAAUCAGUCUCACAUAUCGUACAUCAGUUGUCAAAAAUGGACGAAUAUCAACGAAUCCGCGCGCUCUGGUAUGGCAGUGUUGGACGUUGGUAUACCGACUGGUUACAUAAUCCAGCAGCAAAACUUGGACCGAUACAUUCUGUCGAAACAGGUGAGGAAUCUUCAGAGAGCGCGCUUUCAAGACAAGAAAGUGCUUUUCUACUUCGAUUACUUGGACAGCGAAGAGACAUGCGUGAACUUCACGAUAGAACGUUGGUAUCCAGUCGCCAAUAUGUCGCGAUAUCUCGCCAUCCGCGUUUACGACUAUUAUGCGCCAGAACGCUUCAACGAAUCUAUAUUUGAUGCACUGCCCACGUACACGUUAAAUAUCUGUGAGGUUUGUGGUAGCUCGCAAUGCCCGUACUGCCCGAUUUACAACGCAGCCACACUUCUAGCCACGCCGGCAGGUUUCUUGCUUGUCGCAUCGCUCAUAGUGACAAUAACGAGGUAUUUCCGAACGCAGCAAUUCAAUGUCGGCUAGCAACUCUGCGCAAAUGUUAUAGCGUUCGAUCCUUGUCCGACACAACGUCCGUUUCUAUCGUCAUGAUUCACCAUCGCUGACGAACCACAAACAUACAGAACGGUACGUACAAUAAUGAGAAGCGUAAUAGAGAGGUAUUCACAAUUUUAUUUCUGACGAUUUGAAAAGUCUGUCUUGAAUAAGUGAUCCAAGAGAAUGAUUUGCAAGAAACAAUUCGAUGUCCUAUUAUGAAAUAAUCGUAUUAUCAUGAAUCUCAAAUUUUCUCUUUCCGUCCAAUGGAAAUAAGUAUUUUUAGCUAUUUUGGCAAGUCAUUAUUUAUAGCUAUUUUGGCAGUUCUUUUCAAGUUAUAUUUAUGAUAUCAAAGGUCUAUCUUUGCCGUGAAUAUAGUUUUAUAUAUAAUAUUUUUCAUAAUUUAGAAAUUUCAGGAUCUUUUUUAUAUAUAACAUUUUUCAUAAUUUGAAGAUGUCAGGAUCUUUUUAUAUAUUAGGUAACUUAGGGUAAUUUUGGAUAAUUAGAGAGAUCUUGGUUGUUUAAAGAGAUUCUCUUUGUGUGAAAUUAAUAUAAUGAUAUAUCUUAGGACAUAUAAUCUUUAAAUUGGUAUAAAAGAAAGGUACAACUCUUUGAGUAUAAUGAAAUGGGCUUUUCGAAUAAGAAUUCGUCGGUUGCUGACAUAAGCUUGAUAGAUAAUGAUUUAUAUUAUCAUUGAUACGUUAGUGACGUAACGUUGAUUUCGAUAUAUAGGGCAAAUUUUUUAAUUCAUCGAUGGGUCUAUCGCAUGAUGCGCAGAUACAGUAAAACGCUGUAUUUGCGCAUCAUGCGAUGGAUCCAUCGAUGAAUUAAAAAACUCGCUCAUAGCCGAAGCUCAGAUGUCUGAAUAUAGCUGUCAUAAUCCUUCAAAUCAUACAAAUGUCGAGAUCUCCCAUAUAUCGAAAAGUCCCUAAAUUACUCUACUUUUACACUUGGAUGAUAUGCCAAGAAAUCGUAUUAUCAACAGCGAACAAUUGAUGUUAAUUUACCUACCUACCCAAGAGAUAAGCUGCAACAAGUCAGAAACAUAAUGUAUUUACUUCUAGAUGCGAGAAAACGCACAAACUUAUAUCGUAAUAUUAUGAGACUGCACGGUAUUGAAGUAAUCGUCCUCGAGAAUAUUGACGCAAUUUCGAAAGUUUUGCGCGACAUUUGCGAUUUUAAUAUUGUUAUAACGAUUAUUAUUAAUUUUUAUAAAUAUUAUAAUAUCCGUCCCGUUUUUAAAUCUUAGCAAGCAGUUAAAGUUAUAUAUAGUGAAUCACAAAACGGCGGUUUUGUGAAAACUGAAGUUGCAGCGCUUUAAGAUGUCAAAAUUGAGAGGCACUGCUGACACAUUCGCGCAUCAAUUGGUUAUAAUAAGAGCCGAAGCCACAGAGUAGGCACAGUAGAAUGCAUAUGAAAUACUUGAUUGUUCAGAAAAAAAAGUAAAUUUAUAUUUGCCUUUCUGGCUUGAGAUGUAUAUUAACCCUUAGUGGCUUAUGUGAAAAACGGCACCACAUGUGGCCCUACAUGGGUCUUUCGAGUUCGGCCCUUUUAUCAUAUCUUUAAAGUGCAGGACUGUCAGCGAUUCCAGGGGAAGAAAAGGGGAAAAAGUAACUUUUUUCACAAAAAAGUGACCAUAAUUAACCUUUUCAGGACGAGAGACAUCUUUUAAUGUUCUACAGCCUUCAUGCAUGUAUUUCAGAAAUUAUCGAUCCGAUAUUCACAAAAAUUGGUAUGUAGGGUCUUUUUGGGGUGUUCUUUCCAAAUUUGAAGUAAAAAAAUGUAAAAUUCAAGAUAGCGGAUUAAAAUAUUGUAAAUAUUUGGCAUGGUAUUGAUGUACGUACCAAAAGAAAACACUCAAAGACCCAGUAAUCAUAUCGAGGCCCCACAUGUGAUUCAUUUAUGAUUCAUACAUAGUAUAUAUAUGGAUCAUGUACGAACCAUUUCGCAAGGGUGAGCACAAAUGAGCAGAUAUGAUAAAGUCGGGUCAGAUUUAAACAUUUUUUUCUUGAUCAGCAUUUUGAAUUUCAAAUAUUCGAUUUCAGUUCGAAAGGCUCGUGCGAAUUCUAGAACGCGGCAAAAAUACUUUGUCUGCACAAAGCUCUUAGGGUGAAAUUACAUGCAAAGUAAAAAAGCUGCGGAAUAGAGAGCUGAGAGAGACGCAUCUGUAUGUAAAUUAUUUAUAAUAUAUUUUCAGCUUAUAAAUGAAAAAAGGGAAAAAGUGACCAAAUUUGAAAAAGGUGACUAUAAAUGAUCUCUUGAAAAAAAAGUGACAAAAAAGGAAAAAGUGACUCGCUGGCAGCCCUGAAAGUGGCUCGAAAAAUCUGUAAAAAUUCACGGAUAUACUUUUAAGUUUCUAGAACAAAUAUCUGUACUUCAUUGUGCAAAAACCUAAAAUGUAAUAUAUCCGGGACUCUUUAACGUGCUGAGAAAUUUCUAUGAAUAGAAACCAUCCAGACUCGAAAUACCUAUGUAGGAUCACUAAGAGUUAAUUAUAAUACGAUGACAACCUGAUUUUGUCAGUUAUAAUUGCGUUGUCGAGUGACUUCAAUGCUCGAAAUGCGUCUAAACCGUUUUGUGACUUACUGUAUACGGUUAAGGCAUUGUACUCUUGGAGGCAAAGCAUCUCAAGUACAAAUCCAGCGUAAUAGUCGUAGCCGGCGACUUUUACGCAGAGUUGUUAGCUAUGCUAUUGACCGUUAUUACCAAAACAAUCACGGCGAAAGUGUUCGUAGUUGUUAAACGGAAAGAAGGAAAAAGAGUAUACUGAAAAUAACCGCGCAUAGAGUUUCGGAUCUUCAAUAAGGUGUCGCUUUCCUCUUUCACUCCAAAUAAUUUCCAGCCUGAAGAUCGUUUCACGAUAUUUCGUAGCUUCUACUCUAAUUACGAAAUAGUCGUUCGCAGAUCACGCCUUCGUAGUACUCGCUAACAUUUCUGACUUUAGUGCUCGUUUCCGUCUCAUAUCUUAUCUCUCAAAUACGAAAGAUCAAUCAAAACAAUACACGUGCACACACACAUUAAUUAAUAUGAUCGACUAAUUGUGUAAAUACUAGUAGAGUAUAGGAGACAUAAAUGUAUUCCAACUCGACGCGAGUAAUCGAGUGACAAUGAUACCGUCCUGUUUAUACAGAUUGUUCAUGUGAAUCGGAAAGACCGUAGCGUCUCCGUAAUAAUUAGUGCCUCGGGAGAUAUAAAUCUAUAUGUAUAAAUAUGUAUCUGUUGAAACAAAAAGAAAUAGAGAUACAUCAAAGAUCUAUUUUAAUAACAUAGCACGUAUAUUAGAUAUGUAUAUGAACUUAUGAUUCAUACAUAGAAAAGUUUAUAUAUAUAAGUUGUAGUUACAUAUAGCGUAAUAAAACCGUUUACGCCACCGGUGCUUUAAGGGUCCGUCUCUUGAACGUUACUGUCACAAUUCGCAUACACGGCAACUUUUUACGUUAAAUGUUAAAAUUAUUUAUUACACGCGAUUUUUCCCCCAAAUAUGAAACACCGAUAUUCCGACGGCGGGCCUUUAAAUUGUAUCCGCGUGUGCGUGACGCCAUGAGAUACCGUCCAUGAAGAAGUCUGCUUGGCGCGAUGCGAGUAUAACCCUUAUUUUAUAGCAGUAACAAAAGCAAAUUAUGGAAAACCGCGAUCUCCGCUCGCACAAUCUGUCGAGCGACGGAUCGAGAGAUUAACGAAGGCAACAUCUUAACAUACACGUUGAAUAUACAUACAAUAUAUUUUUAAGUUUUUUAACCUUUAUAUGAAUAAACAAUAAAAGAGAUGAUUUCGUA
Molecule: messenger RNA, 8922 nt
Organism: Odontomachus brunneus
Lineage: Eukaryota; Metazoa; Arthropoda; Insecta; Hymenoptera; Formicidae
Gene: Mcr
Product: CD109 antigen
Exons: 6
Coding region: 245-5137 (1630 amino acids)
Cellular component (GO): extracellular region
Molecular function (GO): endopeptidase inhibitor activity; protein binding
Source: RefSeq, a predicted model, not a curated record